AGUUGCUGUUUGGAAGAUUUACAAAAUGGCGUCAGUGUCUUCUCAGGAGGAGGACUCCUUCACUUGUCCAGUCUGUCUGGACUUGUUGAGGGAUCCAGUGACUAUUCCUUGUGGACAUAAUUUCUGUAUGAGGUGCAUUAAGAGCUGCUGGGAUCAGGAGGAUAGUAAAGGAGAAUACAACUGCCCCCUGUGCAAAGACACCUUCAACUCUAGGCCUGUCCUCCGCAAAAACCGUCUGAUGGCUGAAAUGGUGGAGAAGUUUGGGAAGACCAGCAUCCAAGCUACUGCUCCUGCUCGCUGUUAUGCUGGACCUGAAGAUGUGGCAUGUGAUGUCUGCACUGAGAGAAAACUCAAAGCUGUCAAGUCCUGUCUGGAGUGUUUGGUAUCCUACUGUGACACUCAUUUGAAAACUCACAAUGAACUUAAUCCAGGUAGACGACACACCAUGGUCAACGCCACAGGCCAGCUACAGGAGAGGAUCUGCCCUCGUCAUGAGAAGAUUUUUGAAAUAUUCUGUCGCACUGACCAGAGUUGCAUCUGCUAUCUGUGUAUGGUGGACGAUCAUAAAGGCCACGACACGAUCACAGCUACGGCAGAGUGGAGUCAUAAAAAGGAGGGGUUGGGGCAGAGCCAGAGGAGAUGCCAGCAGCUAUUCCAGGUGAAAGAGAAGGAGCUGCAGGAGCUGAGGAAGGCUGUGGAGACUCUCAAGUCUGGUGCACAGACAGCAGUGGAGGAGAGUGAGAGGAUGUUUACUGAGAUGAUCUGCUCCGUUGAGAGAAGGCGCUCUGAGGUGACAAAGCUGAUCAGAGCUCAGGAGAAGGCUGAGGUGAGUAGAGCUGAAGGACUCCUGAAGCGACUGGAGCAGGAGAUUGCUGAGCUGAAGAGGACAGAUGCUGAGAUGAAGCAGCUUUCACAGACACAGGACCCCAUUUACUUUCUCAAGAACAUGGUGUCCAUCGCUGGUGAUCCAUGCACUGCUGUGACCAAAAGGACCUUCAGCCAAAGCCACUUCUUUGAGCCCCUGAAGAAAUCUGUGUCUGCACUGAAGAUGCAGGUGGAGGAGAAACUAGAUUCAAUCUUCAAGCAGGAACUAGUCAAGAUAUCAGCAGCAG
This is a messenger RNA of Engraulis encrasicolus (European anchovy), 1112 nucleotides long. RefSeq names its product E3 ubiquitin-protein ligase TRIM47-like. The transcript has 4 exons. The annotation marks the transcript as partial. Gene Ontology annotation, molecular function: zinc ion binding. NCBI's taxonomy places the organism in Eukaryota, Metazoa, Chordata, Actinopteri, Clupeiformes, Engraulidae. The record is from RefSeq and is a predicted model, not a curated record.